AUGACUGACAAGAAUAAGAAGCCAACCGCUGCUGCUACCAAGACUGCUGCCAAGCCAGCCGCCAAGCCAGUUGCCAAGACUGCCGCCAAGGGUGCCGUCAAGGGUGGUAAGGGUGCCAAGCGUACCAAGCCAAGAACUUUGUUCAACGCCUUGUACACCAAGAAGGUCAGAAUCUACGGUACCGGUUUCGGUGUCCAACCAAAGCGUGAUUUGACUCACUUUGUCAAGUGGCCACGUUACAUCCGUAUCCAACGUCAACGUCGUGUCUUGAUGAGACGUUUGAAGGUUCCACCAACCAUCAACCAAUUCACCCGUGUUUUCGAUAAGAACAACGCCACCCAAUUGUUCAAGUUGAUGGACAAGUACCGUCCAGAGGAAGCCGCCGCCAAGAAGGCUCGUCUCUUGAAGGCUGCCAAGGAGAGAGCUGCCGCCCCAAAGGGUGCUGCUCCAGCCAAGCCAGAAGCCAAGCCAUUGGCUGUUGCUCACGGUAUCGAUUUGGUCACUCGUUUAGUCGAGAAGAAGAAGGCCAAGUUGGUCGUCAUUGCUCAUGACGUCGACCCAAUCGAAGUAUUUUCGAUUAUCAUCUCUUCUACUCUUCUCUCUACAUUUUCCAACAGAUUAUAUUUUCUAUUACAUAAUGUUGUUAUCUGGUUACCAGCUUUGUGCCGUCGUAUGGACGUUCCAUAUUGCAUCGUCAAAUCCAAGUCUCGUUUGGGUAAGGUCGUUCACAUGAAGAAGACCUCCUGUGUUGCCAUCACCGGUGUCAACCAAGCUGAUGCUCACGAUCUCUCAUUGUUGGUCGAGUCUGCCAAGAACAUGUACAACAACAACGCUGAUCACCGUAAGCAAUGGGGUGGUAACACUCUCUCCGGUCCAACCCGUGCCAUCAUCGCCAAGCGUGUCAAGGCUGCCAACAAGGAAGCCACCGCCAAAUCCAAGAUGAACUAA
This is a messenger RNA of Heterostelium album PN500, 948 nucleotides long. RefSeq names its product 60S ribosomal protein L7a (gene rpl7a). The coding region runs from base 1 to 948 and encodes 315 amino acids. The transcript has 4 exons. Gene Ontology annotation, cellular component: ribonucleoprotein complex. Gene Ontology annotation, biological process: ribosome biogenesis. The record is from RefSeq and is a predicted model, not a curated record. Lineage: Eukaryota; Evosea; Eumycetozoa; Acytosteliales; Acytosteliaceae.